AUGAUUCGCAGACAAUUAAAUAAAAUCUCGUUUAACCAAGUACCACACUUGAAAGAAAUAUUUAUCUAUUGGGUUGACACAAAUAAUCCAAUACCAAACUUAGAUUUCUUUGGAUUCAAGCCAAACGACGGCCAUAUUCCAGUUACAAUCUUACCAACUGUAUCUGGAUUCAUCACAGACAGAUUUAUAGCUCCAGAGAACUUGAGCACAGACACAGUACUUAUAAUGGACGAUGACUUAGUCAUUUCAGGAACAGAACUCGACAGAGCCUUUGUUGUCUACAAAAAGAACAAUUUCACCGAUAGAAUCUUCGGUUUAAGAACGAGAUCAUUCAAGAAAGACAAAUAUAAUUUAUUCGAAUACGACCGUCCCUAUAAUAUGGUGAUAACAAACUUCGCAUUCUUGAACGUUAAAAUGCUUGAGUAUUAUCACUUACCAAAAUAUAAAGAACUUGUUGAUUAUUGUGUUAAAAUUAGGAAUUGUGAUGAUAUAUUGAUGAACUACAUAGCGAGUCAUGAAUUUAAGAAGUCACCGAUUGCAAUUAAUUUAGAUGUGAUCCAUCUUGGAGUUUUCGGAAUUAGCUUCGGAAAGGAUCACAAGGAGAAAAGAGAUAAAUGUUGCCAGAUGUUUACAAAACAUUUCGGGUACGACGUUGUUGGAACUUAUGAAUCUAAUUCAAUCUUUCAAAAAACUUGGUAG
Trichomonas vaginalis G3 is the source of this 699-nucleotide messenger RNA. RefSeq names its product exostosin-like glycosyltransferase 3 family. The transcript has a single exon. Gene Ontology annotation, cellular component: membrane. Bases 1 to 699 code for a protein of 232 amino acids. NCBI's taxonomy places the organism in Eukaryota, Parabasalia, Trichomonadida, Trichomonadidae. The record is from RefSeq and is a predicted model, not a curated record. Gene Ontology annotation, molecular function: glycosyltransferase activity.